UCCCCCCCUCCCCCCCAUCUAAAUCCUUUAACAAGUAUGGAUUUACAAAAACAAACUCUGGCUUUUGUGUUGAUGUUGGAGACGCUGAAGAUAAAGGAUUCGUUUGAUCACAGAUUUUUGGUGUGAAUACAACUUCCACCCCAGUUUGGAUCCGCUGCUGGAGAUAUACAUUUUUUUUUUUUUUGGUCUCAUCACUUAGUUUUAUUACAGUUGCUAUUACAAUAAAAAGAUAACUGAUGGUGCUGUGAGGGUUUAUUGCACAAGUAUUGUCUCAUUAUUUGGCUGUCAGUUUUUCCUGCAUUGUGGUGGAAGGACCAAGGACUGGGAGAACACGUUAGUGGCCAUCAAGGCUCGGCUCGGUCCUGGUACCGGCCCGGGAUUUCGACAUGCCUCGCACUGACGACCCGGUCGGCGGAAGAUUAUGACUACAGCGGCGAAUUGGGUGGCCAACGGGGCGAGCCUCGAAGACUGCCAUUCCAACCUCUUCUCUCUGGCGGAGCUGACCGGCAUCAAAUGGCGGCGCUACGUGUUCCGCGGCGGGGGAGAGUGCGGCCCGGUGAUCUCGGCGCCCGCCCAGGACGACCCCAUCCUGCGCAGCUUCAUCCGCUGCGCCCUGGCCAACCUGCUGUGCGUGUGGCGCCGUGGCGCCAAGCCCGACGCCAAGGAGCUCUGGAUUUUCUGGUGGGGCGAAGAGCCCAACCUGACCGACAUCAUCCACCGGGAGCUGGAGGUGGAGGAGGAGGGACUGUGGGAGAGCGGCCUGUCCUAUGAGUGCCGGACUCUGCUCUUCAAGGCCAUCCACAACCUGCUGGAGAGGUGUUUGAUGGACAAAGACUUUGUGCGCAUCGGGAAGUGGUUUGUCAAGCCCUACGAGCUGGAAGAGAAGCACCUGAACAACAGCGAACACUUGUCCUGCGCCUUCAACUUCUUCCUGCACGGGGAGAGCAAUGUGUGCACCAGCGUGGAGAUCGCGCAGCACCAGCCGGCCUACCGCAUCACCGAGGAGCACGUCGCCCUGGCCCAGACCUCCUCCUCGCCCAUACGAGUGAUCCUGAGUCCCUACGGGCUGGCCGGCACGCUCACGGGGCAGGCCUACAGGAUGCGAGAUCCGGCCGUGCGCAAGCUGAUAGAAGAGUGGUGCUACUUCUACCCCACGGCACUGCGGCGGCGCGGGGGCGAGCGGGACGACGAGGGCGACGACGGCACCAAUGGUCCCGGGGACCCCCAUGGCCAUGUGGCUGUGGAGGUCAUCGUAGGUGGAGUAAGGAUGAUCUACCCGGCAGCCUUUGUGCUCAUUACGCAGGGUGACCUGCCUGUGCGGCAGGCGCCCCCAGCUCCCGGGCCGCAGGGGGCGAUCAGGGAACUCUCCAACUGCAGCGUCCCCCUCACACCACCCACCUCUCCGGAGCAGCCCUGCUCGGGUGAUGCUGGCUUCCAGGCGUGCGUUUCCAGUGGCCCCAGCCAGGAUGGGGGCAUGGUCCCCACAACAUCUAGCCCCAGGCACUCUGGGAAGAAGCUUGCCAACCAGGUGGUACACCAGGCAUGGAAGGAGUGCUAUGCGAACCACUCACACACACGCAAGUGCAGCCAUCCUGACACAGCGACACCCAGUGACGAGGUGCAGAAUGGGACGCCGGUGUGGGACUUUGUGAGUCCGGCUGACAGGACACCCUGCAGUUGUUCGAGGUCGAAACAGCAGCAGCAGCAGCAACAGCAGCAGCGGCAGGCGAAUGUGAGCAGCUCUGCCCCCCAGCCGAGUGCCGGUCGUGCCCCACCAGCCACCCCUGCCCUGCCUCCGCCCGCUGCUCCCAAGCACAAGGUGUCCGAGAAGCCCGAGAAGCCGGACAAGCAGCCCAAGAGGGCAGCCAUGACGCCGUUCCACCACCGGCUCUGCGUGGCCCAGGAGGCCGGCUUGGAGCAGGACCCUGUUGGAGCCCAUCAGCUGGGCCUGCCUGUCAUGGACCCCCCCAUGGACCCCCUGCCCAGCUGCAAGUACCCGAAGACCCUCCCUGAUGGAAGUAAAGCACCCGAGUCCCUGCUCCACUCCCCGGUGUCACCCCUGCCCCCUACGCUCAGUCCACACCCCCGGAUGCAGGAGCCUGGAGCGCUGGAGCCCCCUGAGGGCCUGGUUCCCUGCGUGGAGGCGCCUCCUGCCCCAGGGAUGCUGGAGCCGAGCGACACGGCACUCUACGUGGCACCCCUAGGGCACAGGGAGCUGGGGGGUGGCUGGUGGAGAGGAUACAAGACCCCCAGUGUGGAAAACCCCGAGUUUCGGCCCCCAGAGCUGUCCAACGAAAGGCUGGAGAGCAAGCCCGACACCGGGAGCGAGGGCAUGGCCUUGAAGAGGCUCUUCGCCCAGACCCACCGCACCUUCAAGGUGUCCGAGGACAAGGUUAGAGAGCAUGUCCGCUCGCUAGGCCACUUGCAGCCGCUGGGGGCGGAGCCUCUGGGUGACCCCAGGGACGACCCUUACGUCUUCAAGGAUGGGGACAUCGAGUACAGCUUCCCCACUUCCAAGAGGCUCAAAGGGCAGGAUCGAGACCCGGGUCGCAAGGUAAAGGGAGAGGAGGUGAUGGGUAGUGGUGCAGUGCCUGAUGGGAAAGACGCCAUGUCCAUUUUCAGCUCAGCACCCAAAGCUGAAGAGUCGCAGCAGGAUGAUGCAGCGGCCAAAGCCAACCCUCCCCUGACCAGGGAGAGGGACCUGGUGGUUCUCAUUUCGGACCUCGAGAACAUCUUUGACAACUCGGACGAGGAUGAGUUGGGGAACGCAUACCCCAGUCAGCAGUGUGCCAAGGCACCCCCUGCGGGGAUCGAAGAUCGACCCCUGGGGAAGGACGGGCGGGUCACAGUUCCCUAUCCUUCAACAGUUGCAGACCUCCAGCGCAUGUUCCCCACGCCUCCCUCCCUCGAGCAGCACCCCGCCUUUUCCCCCAUCAUGACCUACCGGGACACACCAAGCCAGGAGCCUCCCGCUCCCACGAGUGGUCAGGACCACUCCACGGGUCCGCCGACAACCACCCAGAUGUCGGACUUCAGGAUGGAGCUGGAGGAUGGCAUGUCCAGCCCCAGGCCGGAGGACGUCAAGGACUUUUCGUUUGUGUACCGGGUCCCUCACAUCCAGCCACAGGUUGGCUGCUCCAUCUUCGCCCCCCUGCGGACCCUCCCCAGCCAGUGCCUGGCGCCCCUCAAGAUCCCAGACAACUGCUAUUACCGCCCUUCCUGGGCUGUCCCGCCCAAGAUGGAAAACCUGGCGCUGCCACCGCAGGUCCCCUUCAGCCGUGACGGAUAUGUCAAUGUGCCGAGCGUCAGCAGCCUGCUGGACCAGGACUACGCCCCGAUGACUGCCGGCACCGCCUCGGUGGGUAACGCCGGCGGCGUGCUGCCUUCUCCUGCCACACCCCGGUUUUCGGUGCCGACGCCGCGGACGCCGCGCACCCCGAGGGGGAUGGGCACUGCCAGCGGCCAAGGCUCGGUGAAGCAGGAAGGCACGGAGCUGAGCUCCCCGGCCUCCACGCCCUCCACUAGUCGGCCGCUGAGCUCCGUAGAGCCGUUGGCGCUGCCGGCACUACCCGAGGCCCACAGCCUUUACGCCGUGCUACUGCUCUCUGACUCGGUGCUGAACGUGUUCAAGGACCGCAACUUCGACAGCUGCUGCAUCUGCGCCUGCAACAUGAAUGUGAAGGGCGCUGACGUGGGGCUCUACAUCCCGGAUUCGACGCGCGAGGACCAGUACCGCUGCAUGUGCGGCUUCAGCGCCAUCGUCAAUCGUCGCUUAGCCCACGGCACCGGCCUGUUCCUGGAGGAUGAGCUGGACAUCUUCGGCCGCGGCUCCGAGGUGGGCCGGGCGGCCGAGCGGAGGCUGGCGCUGUGCCGGAGGACCCCGCCCGUCGCGGACCCUGCCGCCAGGCGGCCCCAGGACGCCCCCGUCUCGCUGCUCUCUGUCCUCCAGGAGCAGUGCUCCCGGCCUGUGCCCUCCGUGGCGUCCUUGCACCUGCCGCCGGCGUGUUCCUGCCGCAGCCCCAAGGAGGCGCUGCUGCAGAGCUGGGCGGCCGACAAGCUGUGGGCGGACGGCAGCGACUCGUGUGCCGAGUGCUACAACGCGCUGGUGCAAGGCCAGCAGUACGUGGACAACCCGGCAGGGGGCAAGGUGGACUCGGCUAUCGUCAGGAGCACCUCCCUGCACCCCUGGCCGCACACCAACUUGCUGGACAUCAGCAUGCUCUCCUCCCAGGACGUGGUACGCAUGCUACUGUCCCUCCAGCCCUUCCUGCAGGACGCCAUCCAGAAGAAGCGCACGGGUCGGACCUGGGACAACAUCCAGCACGUGCAGGGCCCGCUCACCUGGCAGCAGUUCCACAAGAUGGCGGGGCGCGGCUCCUACGGCUCCGAGGAGUCGCCGGAGCCCCUGCCCAUCCCGACUCUGCUGCUGGGUCACGACCGUGACUUCCUGGCCCUGUCGCCACUGGCCCUACCGUUCUGGGAGAAGCUGCUGCUGGAGCCAUAUGGAGGGCAACGGGACGUUGCCUUCCUGGUGCUCUGUCCCGACAGCGAGGUGCUCCUGGCUGGUGCCAGCGCUUUCUUCAAGGAACUUAGCGCCGUGUACGAGACCUGCCGCCUGGGUAAGCACCGGCCCCUAGCCAAGGUGUCCCGGGACGGUGUCGUGCGGGUCGGUGCCCUCGAUGCCCAGAACCCGGCGGAGGAGUGUGUGGAGCAGUGGUUCAUCGAACCGUGGGCCGGGCAGCGCAAGGACGGCAACAUCGCCAAGCUGAAGCUUUACUUCCACACCUGCCGGGCGCAGCUGGCCCCGCAGUUAGCUGCCCUGUCCUUGGACAGUUCCCUGCUCCAACCCCCCAAGCCUCAAUGUCCACCGACCCCCACGCCUGCGUCCCAGUCUGCGUCCUCUAGCCAGCCCGCCGCGGGCCCCUGUGCCCCGGACGGAUCUGUGGCGUCCACGGGGACAGACAGUACCCCGACUCCGGCAGGGGCCACGCCGAGCCAGCCGAGCGGGACGGAGGCGGCGCAGGGGGACGCUCCGGACAGCAAAAACACCCAGAAUGCAGCUCCAGUGCCUACUGCACCGGCAGAGAACACAGAGAACAGUGCGGCUGACAGGGAGCGCAUCGGCAUCCCCACCGUCGCUGAGUCGGCCAGCAGUCACGCCCACCCCCCGGCCAUCGUGCUGUACCUGGUGAACCCAUUCCUGUGCAGCAGCGGUGGUGGGGAGCGGGGCGACGGGGAGGCAGAGUCUGAAGCGGAGGCGGAGUCGGAUGGCGUGUGGUUGCUGGCGCUGCUGCGGUGCUAUGCUGAGAUGCUGCGUGGCCUGCCCGAGAGUUUGCAGGCGGCGUUGGUGCUGCAGGUGGUUCCCUGCCAGUACCUGUUGCGGCCGGCCAGCGGCGAGAACCCCCAGUACUUGCAGCAGCUGCGCUCGCUCGCCUUCUCGGCCUACUCCCAGUGCCGGCGGCUGCUGCCCAUCCAGACGCACAUCAGGUCGCUGACAGGCUUCGGGCCGGCCUCCGCCAUUGACACGGUCCUCAGAGAGCAGGAGUGCGCCAGCCCCCAGCAGCUGUACUCCCCACCCUUCAUCCUGGGCCCCACGCGCAGCAGGCAGCCCGAGUGCGCCGACGCCUGGGCUGAGGGGGUCCCGCGCCACGGCGUGCUCUUCGUGGGCUACUGCCUGUCCCACGACCAGCGCUGGAUCCUGGUCUCCUGCACCGACCAGCAGGGGGAGCUCCUGGAGACCUGCAUCAUCAACGUCGACAUGCCCAACAGGUCUCGGAAGUCUAAGGUGUCCCCCAGGAAGAUCGGGCUGCAGAAGGUGUGGGAGUGGUCUAUCGGGAUCAUCCAGAUGACAUCACUGCCAUGGAGGAUUGUGAUUGGUCGCCUCGGCCGUCUCGGCCACGGAGAGCUGAAAGACUGGAGCGUGCUGCUGGGCGAACACUCCCUCCACUCUACCAGCCGGCAACUGCGCGAGUCGUGCCGCAUGUGCGGCAUCUUGGCCAGCGACUCCCCAUCCAUCCUCAGCGCCUGCCUGGUUGCCAUGGAGCCGCAGGGAUCCUUCGUGGUGAUGCCAGACGCGGUGACGAUGGGCUCCGUAUUCGGCCGCAGCACGGCACUCAACUUGCAGACCUCGCAGCUCAACACGCCGCAGGACGCUUCCUGCACCCACAUCCUGGUCUUCCCCACAUCUGCAACCACACAGGUUGCCCCAGGCACCUACCCCACUGAGGACAACCCCGAUGACAUGUUCGACCUGCCCUUCCCCGACGAACUGGAGAAUGACAUUGGGCACGACAUGAUGCUGAUCACGGGGAACCUGCACCCUUCCCCAAAUACGUCCCCUGUGCCGUCCCCGGGGUCCCCCUGUGGCAUGAGCGGAAGCUCCCACUUCCAGCAUACCCGAAGCCAGGGUGAGAGGCUACUGUCCAGGGAAGCUCCGGAGGAGCUCAAACAGCAGCCGCUAGCUCUGGGCUACUACGUGUCCACUGCCCGGGCCGACGACCUGCCUCACUGGUUCUGGGCUUCCUGUCCGCAGGCGCAGAACCAAUGUCCUCUGUUCCUCAAAGCCUCCCUCCACCACCACAUCUCCAUCGCCCAGACAGACGAGCUCCUCCCCAGCAAGACCUCCCAGAGGAGCCCCCAUCCCCUGGACUCCAAGACCACCUCGGAUGUACUCAGGUUUGUGCUGGAGCAGUACAACGCCCUCUCCUGGCUCACCUGCACUCCCGCAAGCCAGGACCGCCGCUCCUGCCUGCCCGUUCACCUAGCCAUACUCACACAGAUGUACAACGCCAUCCUCAACCUGCUCUAGACUUGAGAAGGGGCUCUCACAGGAUACUUGGGACACUUGGCUUUGGGGCAGCGAGAGAGGAUCAUGGGUCACAUUGUGGUUUUGGAAUGGCGCCCCCACCCCCCACAGCAGGGAUGAGCGCCGGAUGCAUAACUGGUCUCGUGCGCCUUUGCGGACACGGCUCGAGCGGUACCCUUUGUUCAGGGAGACGGCGCGAGGCCAGCCUGCCCUUGUACAGACAGAUGGGUGUCAGUAGAAUGUAGAAAUGCAAAAACGAUGUUGGCCUACAAUGACUUUUCACAUGGGCUAGGUCUGCCGUGACUUUACGGGCAGCGGUCGCUGCCCUUGUUCCAGGGGUGCAUUGAAACUGGUAGAGAGCGGCUGGAGGAACGGACCAAGCAUUUACUCGCCACCCUUGGAAGGACCAAACCGCCUGGUCCCAGUGCGGUUCACCACACAAAGCCAGGGAUGGCGCCCCCCUUUGAUCUGCUUUCACAGAUUUAACCACCGCCAUGCUGUUGUCCCACACGGGACGGUAGCGAUGGUCAGCACGAGCGACGGCCUGGGCUACGGGAGGGAAAGGGAACUCUGUCGUCCCCGAACGCGUACCCUGCCGCCACCCUCCCUCAGGGCACCCGACGCUCUUUGGCCCAGAAGGCAGGCUAACCCGAGCCCCGGCCGUCACGACAGGAGCCACUUGAGUACAGCUAUACCAGCAUCAAGGACCAAAUCGCAGGAAGGCCUGUGGAGUCGACCUCCCCUUCCUGGGGCACCAGAGGGGACCGAUCCACAGCGCUGGAGCAGUAGGAAAGGACGAACUGCAGGCCUGCGGAGAUGAGCGCAGUUCCCUGCGGCCCCUCACGUGCUAUCCUGUCCCUCGUUCCUUGUACCAAGUUGUCCUGAGCUAAUUCGCUAACAAGCUACUAACAGCAUUCGCGUAUUCGACAUCAGCCAGAGGACAAGGAGUCUGGUCUCCUCUGAGGGUUUAAAAAAAAAAAAAAAAAAAAUCAAUAUUUAAAAAAAAAAAAAAAAAAAAAAAAAAAGAUAAAAACAAAAGGCACUUUCCCCUCCUCUCUCAAGUGACUAUUUUACUGUUUUAGAUUACUAAUGUGCUGGACUGAUUUUUGAGAAAUGAAUUGAAAAACAAAUGUUAAUUGUGUAUAGUGUAAAACUGACAUUUACAAAGGACUGAACAAAGAAUUUACAAAGAAUUAUUUUAUUAAUUAAAGCAAAAAUGAGAAUUAAAAAAAUAAAUCAAGGCCUCCAAAUUUAAUUACAUUAGCCUUGCAAUUAGGUAUUUCAUUUAAGAGAAAAAAAAAAAUAACGAAAUUGACAAGAUGCCAUAUAUAAGAAAUGUGUCUAUAUAUAGCAUCUUGUAAUAUAAAUGAAUAUAUAAAUACAUAUAUAUUAGGGCUAAUCAGCUGGGACAAUCGGCUAAUUAAUGUGCGUCCAUUUUUUACACAACCUUCAGGGAACUUUUGCGUAACAUGGAGUUUUUUAAAAGCAAGGCAGACAACACAAGCACUGUAACGACCUUAAGAAAAAGCUCUCGUGCUCUCUGGCAGCGCGUCGCAGUGAUGUGAAAUACAUUUCAAAUUUUUAAAGACUGUACAUUAUAAUGCGUAUUUAUGUCACGAGCCUAUCCGAUGCAUCAUUUCGGUCCUCGCUUUCGUUGAGCUGCUCGCCAAGGCGGCCUUUCAACACAAAAAAACCCCGGAAGUGUUAUGGCAAAGGAAAGCAACCAAGGUGCAAAGCGCGGGUGCGAGAACGAUAUUUGUACGUACUCAAAAUCAACGUUUUUAACGUCGAUCUCACCGGACCACAUAUUUUACACUGUCCCACAAUGACUUCCAGCUGAAUUGUCGCUCACUAGUUCGUACUAGCCCUAAUAUAUAUAUACACCUCCUUAAAUCAGCCACAUAUGAGGGGGGAAAAGUCUAUUCUUUAAAAAAUCGAGAAAUAUACAUCUGUUAUCAAAGAUAAUGCAUUUUAGUUUCCUAUACUUUUUUAUUGUUGUUAUUAUUAUCAAGAAAUGUUGUCUUUUAGCCUUUUUUUAUUUAAUGGUUUAAGUUAAGGAACUAAAUGAUGCAGAUAUAUUUAUGAUUUUUUUUCUGCAAAGUAAACUUGAAAUAGGCAAUAGAUAUAAAAGUAUGCAUCUGAGCAUUAAAAAGGUAUUGUAUGUUUAACUAAUAUGCAUUAUUUUAGUGGUGGUUUUAGACGCUGUAAAGCAGACCAUUGAACUUCCUGUUUUUCUGUCGCUGC
Molecule: messenger RNA, 9049 nt
Organism: Scleropages formosus (Asian bonytongue)
Lineage: Eukaryota; Metazoa; Chordata; Actinopteri; Osteoglossiformes; Osteoglossidae
Product: mediator of RNA polymerase II transcription subunit 13-like
Exons: 31
Coding region: 422-6808 (2128 amino acids)
Biological process (GO): regulation of transcription by RNA polymerase II
Cellular component (GO): mediator complex
Molecular function (GO): transcription coregulator activity
Source: RefSeq, a predicted model, not a curated record